This is a messenger RNA of Acyrthosiphon pisum (pea aphid), 2592 nucleotides long. RefSeq names its product protein 5NUC. Lineage: Eukaryota; Metazoa; Arthropoda; Insecta; Hemiptera; Aphididae. Gene Ontology annotation, cellular component: plasma membrane. Gene Ontology annotation, biological process: AMP catabolic process. Gene Ontology annotation, molecular function: nucleotide binding; metal ion binding; 5'-nucleotidase activity. The coding region runs from base 208 to 2034 and encodes 608 amino acids. The transcript is spliced from 9 exons. The record is from RefSeq and is a predicted model, not a curated record.
UCGAACGAUGCGGUCGCGGACGACAGACGAACGGGCGCGUGGCCAACCGAACGACGUUACGUAAAUAGUUACUCCGCGCGGCGUUACUCGCGUAUGUCGUCGUCGUCGUCGUAACGAUACGCGAUAGUUGUAGCUAGUCGUAAUAAUAAUAUUAUAAGUCGCGAUAGUUUCGAGUCACACAUUCACCGCGGGCGCCGCCGCACAGAAAUGGCCGGCGGCUUGCAGCAGUGGCCGCGGUCGUUAUGGACCUCGGUGCUGUUCCUGUCGCUCCUGUCCACGGCGGCCGCUCGUUACCGGUUGCUCGUGUUGCAUACCAACGACAUGCACUCGCGGUUCGACCAGAUAGACGCGAUGGGCGCCGAGUGCAUCGCGCCCGGCCCGCAGUGUUACGGCGGUUUUCCGCGUCUCAAGACGGCCGUCGACCAGGAGCGCCGCCGCGCCGACACCGACACCGUCGACGGCACGCUGUUCCUCAACGCUGGUGACACGUUCCAGGGCACGGCGUACUACUCGUUCUUCAAGUGGCGGGCCGUCGAACGCAUGAUACGGACGCUCGGCAUCGAUGUCAUGUCUUUGGGAAAUCACGAAUUUGACGACGGUGUGAAAGACGUUGAAUCGUUUUUACGAAACAUAACCAUACCAGUAGUAGCUAGUAAUCUCGACUUAACUGACGAACCUGUAUUGGCCAAUGAGCCAAACUUGAUGAAAUCUAAAGUUCUGACGGUUAAUGGUCGCAGAAUUGGAAUUAUCGGAUACUUAACGCCGGAUACAGAACGUAUAGCACGAACGGGCAACGUAAAAAUAUUGCCAGAAAUCCCUUCGGUUGCGGCCGAGGCGAAACGUCUGAAAAACGAUGGGGUGGACAUUCUCAUAGCGUUGGGACAUUCUGGUUUCGAAAUGGAUAUACAGAUAGCCAGAGACGUCGAAGAUAUCGAUUUGGUAAUUGGCGGACAUUCAAAUACGUUUUUAUACACAGGAAAACCACCGGGUAUCGAUAAGCCUGUUGGCUCGUAUCCUUUUAUGGUGGAACAGCCAAACACCAAAAGAAAGGUGCCCGUUGUCCAGGCAGAUCACAUCACCAAAUAUUUGGGUGAAUUGUGGAUGGAGUUUGAUGAUGCCGGUGAAGUUGUAACAUGUUAUGGAAACCCAAUUUUAUUGGAUUACAGUAUCAAACAAGAUCCCAAAGUAUUGAACGAAGUAAGAAUGUUGAAAGAAAUGAUUGAGAACAAGACUAAAGAAGUGAUCGGUUCGUCCAGCGUAUUCUUGGAAGGCGAAAAUGAAUAUUGUAGGUUCAGAGAAUGUAACCUGGGAAAUUUCAUAACGGACUCAUUCGUAAAUUACAAUAUUCGAAAAAAUAUUAAAUCGUUUGACUUGUCCAAAUACUGGACCAAUGCGCCCAUAUCGUUGAUACAAGCUGGAGGGAUACGGACAAACAUCAAUAAUUUAAGUAGAAGAGGUAACAUCACUCUUGGAGAUUUAUUGUCGACGCUGCCGUUUAAAAAUGAUAUAGGUAAAAUCACGACUACGGGUUUAGACAUUUGGACAGCUUUUGAGUAUUCCGUUCGGCGGUACAGCACAACGGUGGCCAACGGUGAAUUCCUGCAAGUCUCAGGAUUAAAAGUCGUAAUAGACUUUGGUCGGCCCAGUGGCGAGCGCGUGCAAUCCAUUCACGUUAGGUGUGGAAAUUGUGCCGUUCCUGGGUACGAGAAAUUGGAUUUAAACGCCAAUUACACGAUAAUUAUGAGCAAAUAUCUGUCAGAUGGCGGGGACGGGUUUUCGUUCAAAAAAUUGAUAAAAUAUCAGAGUUUCGGAACAUCCGAUUUGAACAUCAUGGAGGAAGAGUUCCACGUAAGGUCACCGAUAUGGCCGGAAGUUGGUCAGCGGAUAGUGCUGCUCAACGUGGGAGAGUUGAACAAGGUGCAGACGACUAGCAGCGAUGGCCAACGCGUUUCGACACCUCUGUCCCACCUGACAUUAUUAUUGUUGACGAUCGCGGUCACGUUGUGUCUGACGGACCGACUUAUUGUAUUAUGAUACGGUUCUAUAUAGCGAUCACGCAAAAAUUUGCUCAUGAACAAUAUUAUAUUUUUUUUAAAUAUGUUUUUACAUUUUAAGUAUUAAUAAUUGAUAAAGAUGGCGACCACGUCUUUUCGUUUAACGGCCACAGCAGUAUUGUUUGAAUUAAUGCUUUCAGCCGCGAAAGCUCAGAAAUUAAAACGGACCAAGUGUCAAUAUUAUUACCUGACGAGUAUACAGGGCUUGUGUAAAUGAUAAUAUUAUAUAUUUUGUGAAGUUAUAGUCGUAUAGAUAUAAUAAUAUGUGCGUAUAGUGAUUUUUGGAAGAUAAAUCGAUAGAACGUGCAUGACGAGCGGAAAAAAAAUUACAUAUCACGUAUCACUGGACAGUACAAGAGUACGUGUACAUUAUAUCGAUACGUGAGACUCACGUGAAUUUACGUUACUUAAAAUGUACGAUAUUUUAUGAUAUUGAAUAACAUUGUAAUAAUGAUUUUUAACGGGUGGUUCUCACUUUUUAUUUUAUACACGUGUUUAUAUAUUAUUUAAUAAACGAUUUUUUACUCACAUGCCUGAA